CUUGUUGUUGACUUGGUUUGUUGACUUGGUUGGUUUGCGGAUCCUUUCGCAGUGUGCUCUGGAGCUGGCAUCAGUUUUCCGGAGCUUCUUUGUUGUGGGUCUCGGCAGUUUUAGAUUUUACUUUGAAGGUCGUCGUCGUCGUCGUCGUCGACAGAUUUGCAGUUUCAGAGCAUUUUAUAUUGGUCGAGGGGUUGUUGGAAUGUUGGGUUACGGUUCUAUUUUUGGGUUGCAGCUGGGGAUUGGAUUUUCGCGUGUGGGAUUGAUGUCUUAAGGUCGGUAUAUCUUGCGGAUAUUGUAAGAGGGGCUCUGCUUGUGCACAAGUCGCUUGUCUGUGCUGGUGCAGCGUUUGUUGGGCACGAUGCAGGAAUUUGUUAUAGACGUUGCUAAAGCAGGAAAGCUGCGGCACGCGUCGCGGUUAGGAGUAGAACCAUUCCUUGCUAGCCUCGCGAAGCCGACUGCAGAUUUGGCCCGCGCACCGAUUUCUAAAUUUCAAGUUGGAGCUGUGGGUCUCGGGGUUAGCGGUCGCAUCUUUUUGGGCGUGAACUUGGAGUUUCCGAAGCUUCCUUUGAACCAUUCUGUGCACGCCGAGCAGUUUCUCGUCGCAAAUGCACUGCAACAUGGCGAGAAAAGGCUCGUGUUCAUCGCUGUCUCCGCUGCCCCGUGUGGGCAUUGCAGGCAAUUUCUUCAGGAGUUAAGAGAUGCAGGGGAUAUCCGAUUGUUGAUCACAGAUGGAAAGGAUCCCCAAGUGCGUCCACUUUCGUACUUCCUCCCACACAGAUUUGGUCCAGACGAUUUAAUGUCCAGAAACUUCCCCCUCCUCCUUGAGUCGAGAAGUAAUGAUCUUAUCUUAGUAAAUUCUGCAAUGAGUGAAAUUAAUUUUGACAUUUCCCGCGAGGAAACCAACGAAGAUUUGGCAGAGAAGGACUCCAAGAAGCGUGACUUGUUAAAAGAGGCUAGUUUUGGUGCGUGGUUGCGCGAUAACAAGCACUCACUUGUAGAUCUUAAACUUGCGGCAUUCGCUGCGGCCAAUGCCUCGUACGCGCCUUACAGCAGGUGUCCCUCCGGAGCGUCUCUUGUAACGAGGAAAGGCCAAGUCUACAGCGGCUCCUAUAUUGAAUCAGCUGCUUAUAACCCAGGACUCCCUGCUCUACAGGCAGCAAUUGUAGCAUUCAUUUGUGGAGGAGGCGGAGCUUACGACGAAAUCGAUACCGUCAUUAUCGUGGAGAGAAAAGGCGCACUUGUGCGACACGCACCUACAGCCCGUCUCGCCCUCCAGAGCAUCGCCCCGCAGGCAGCCUUCCAUCACUUCGAAGUUGAUGUACAAAGUAGAGAGUAAUGAUCUUUGUAGUGGCUCUGGAACUCGUCCUUGAUCCCUCCUUCCAGCUCUUCGAGAAUUCGUUCGCAUUGAAUAAUUCAUUUGCUGCCUCCCUGAUUCUUCCUACUCAAAUGUGAAAGCAUCGUCAUAUUUAGUCCUCUGGCCCUUCUUCAUAUAAAUAGCUUAAGUAGAUUCCAGUUCACUAAACACGUGAAUGAUAGCUUAUUUGAAAACCAGUUUGAAGAACUUACAUUUUCGAUUCAUAGAUGCUGCAAUUGAACUUCAGCAUGCCGAAGCUGUUUUACAGUUUUUAGUGACAGGAAUAGCAGAAUGCAUCCACUGGGCUUUUCAAGUGCUGUGACAAGAAUUUUGUACAAGCAAUAAAUGUUUUCCAAGGGCAGACCUUGUAGCUCCGUGCUACAUCCAUAAGAAAAAGCUCUCAAUUCAUCACAA
Messenger RNA from Physcomitrium patens, 1768 nucleotides. RefSeq names its product cytidine deaminase 1. Gene Ontology annotation, cellular component: cytosol. The record is from RefSeq and is a predicted model, not a curated record. Gene Ontology annotation, molecular function: cytidine deaminase activity; zinc ion binding. Lineage: Eukaryota; Viridiplantae; Streptophyta; Bryopsida; Funariales; Funariaceae.